AUGGAGCCCACACAAGUGGAAGGAUUUUUUUGCAUGAUCUCGAGAAGGUUCGGUACUUAUCACACAACACUUUUGAAAACUGGGAUUAACAACGAGAAAAAGAUUAUUGCUGUAAACCAACAACUAAUUUUCUGUUACGAUGUAGAAGAAAAUUAUUUUGAUCGUGUUGGUGUUACUUGUGAUUGUCCGCUCGGAGGAAACUUCUGCCAAGAAUGUGACGAGAGCAAAUUUUUAAAUUUCAGAUUAUCGACAAUUCUGCCGUACUUAUCACUACACAAUGAUCAAAAUCUUACGAAGAAUAACGAAAAAAGAUCGCUGUAUUUCAUACCACCGUCGCAGAUACGAGAUGAAUAUAAAAAGCCAAAAGAAAUAAGCCAGAAAACAAAACGUUGCGGGUCGUUACCUCGGAAAAACAAAUUUUCCUCAUCAUCAAGAAAGGAUAGCUCUAACAGAGCAGAGAUGAAUACAAGAAACCUCGAUAAAAAUAUUAAAAUUUCUAAACAAAAUUCCCGGAUUCUCGCAAAAAACGUAAGAUAUUCGCAAGAAAAUCCUGCAAACAGAAUAAAAGCUGAAACACAUAAAGAUACCUUUUUACGAGCUGUUAAGAAUAACUUGGAUGCAGAAAAUUCAGAAUCUCGAGGGAAGAUAAAGAAGAACGAUAAGGAAAAUUGUAUUUGUUAUUGUAAAGAGGAGAACUGUGCAUCUAAAUCAUCAAUAAAAAAUUCAUCUGAAAUAUUAAGCUCUUCCAGAAAAGACAAACCUGAAAAGACAAAUCAUCAAUUAGCUAAAGAAAAAAACACCAAAUCAAAUGUUUUACGAACAUCACCAAGAUUAUAUCAUAAGAGUUUACCUAGUUCAAUCAAUUCUUUUCCAACACGACUCUAUCAAGAAAAAGUACACGACAUCCCUCGUGUAGCGAUUCUGUACGGAAAAUCACCAAAUAUUUUGCCUUACAUAGUAGGAAAUGAGAAAAAAUUUGUUCCAUUCACUACAUUUGAGAACAGAUCAAAUUUUCUAGCCAAAAAUAAUCAAUAUCCACUGACUAUUCGUCAAAAUUCGAAUCCCUGUCCACGUAAAGAUGAAGAAAACCGGGUUGGAAGUCCCGUCAUAUCAACUACUUCGUCUAUUACACAAAUGGAAAGUGAUCUUCAAUCAACGACUGAAAAAGAUCAAGAAGAUUUUUUUAAGCCAACUACAGAAACUUCGACCGAUCGUGUAGACGUGUCAACUGAUUCAAAAAUGGAAACCAAUUUUUAUCCAAACUAUUCGAAUGAAAUAGGUGAAAAAAACAAAAUUAUGGAUUUUUCCAAUUCGGAUGAAGCCACGGAUAAAUUAGACGAUUCUACAGAAAGCAUCGAUGGAAAUCGAGAUGACGAUUUUUCGAAGUUAAUGUCAUCUUCCAUAAAUAAUGUCGAUAGAAGCGAAAUAUCACCCACCAUCUAUCCAUCAAUCAUGCGCGAUGAAAAAUUGAUAAACAUGGAAGAGUGUAUAAAAUUAUUCGGUCGUGACGUGUGCGUACUCAGCGCGUCCAGUGUGACGUCACCGGAAGCACUUUCGAGGCAGGCACAAAAGAACAGUAUGAAUGAAUAUUCCACGAUUACAAUUCCGGAAUAUAUCGUACGAAUGUCCGCGAAAGAAGAAACAACGUCGAAUAACGUUGAUUAUUCGGAUGAAUUCAGAACAACCGAAGUGUCAAAUGUUGACUCGAAUGAGUAUCUCGAAUCAACAAGUACGGAAUUAACUGAUGAGAACUUUUUGCGGAAAGAAUUUUAUGCAGGAUCCAUCGAAUACACUGGAGUACCAAACGACGACUAUGAUGAGAAUAAAUUAUUUAAUUCCGAGGAAGAUACGCUUGUUCCAAUGAAAAAAUUGAUGUAUCGGAUAACUGAUAAGAAGACUGCAAAAAAUACGCCGUUAGGAAAGGGUAAAAGUCAUAAAAUUGAAUCAUUGUCGAGUUCAAAUAAUAAAGAAACAACAACUAUUGGUUACAAUUUUCAAACCGGACAUCAUUUGGAAGAGGAAAGCACAAAUAGAUUGAUUGGAUCAGAGAUCGAUUUUGAUCCUGAAGACGAAACACUUAAAAAACAAUUUAAAGAAGAAAUUAGAAAUGAAGAAGAAACAACUGAAAAUGAUUUAUUAGGGAUAAAAACCUUUAAACUUGGAGAUGAGAUUUUUCAAGGACUUGAAGUGCAAAACCUUGAUCAUGAAGGAACAGAUUAUUUAAAUAAUAACGAAGAUGUCACCGAUAGUCUCGAAACAAUCAUCGAUUCGUCAGAAAGAUUACCAUUCCACGACAAUACUUUACUUUUAAAUUCCAUCAGAAAGGUCAUCAACGACUUUGCAUCGAAUGUUUCCUUAGCCAAGGCAAAAAAUCUCGACGAAAAUAUUCUUCAGACACAAGGUAGCAAUUUACUGCCAGAAAUCUUGAAACUUUCGAAUCUCGAGAGUAUCCUGUUAAUUCCGCAAAUAGAAAAUAUGAUUAUAGAAAAAGUAAGCGAUAUCCUAUCCAAUAUUGAAGCCACUUCCAGAGGAUACUUCACAACUGAUUGGUCGCAUGAUGUGAUCAGGAACACUCUUCGUAGCUUAUUACAGGCUCUUUCUUCAGGGUUUCACCGAAAACUUCCAUCGAUCGAAGAGCAUCAAUUUAAGGACGGACAAUGGACAGUCAAUUCGGUAACAUUAGCACCAGUUUCAAACAAGAAAGCAUCAUUGACAAGUCCGGAAAACUUGCGGCAAAGCAUCGGAAACCUCCUAACCGCUCCAGCAAUCGCGUCGCAGAUAGAUCACUACAUUGUACAAAACAUGAUUGUGCAGAGCGUAAAAAAUAGUUUUGCUAAAAACGAACAAGAGAAAAUAGAAGAUUUAAUAAUACACGAGUUAAAUGAUAUUCGGACAUUAAAAGAUUCGGCAGAUACGAACGUGUUGGGAAAAAAUAGUGAAUCUAUUGAUAGUGAAAGAGAUGUGGAUUUAACUUAUUCACAAGAAAUCUCGACAAAUGAUUAUGAAAAAGAAAUAAAUAUUGGCAACUUAGUAUCAAUCGAUGAAGAGAAUCCUGACAUAGAAAAUAGUACAGAAAUAGACAAUGAGAACAUGUCUAUUUAUAAAAUGAAUGAAAAUGUCACGGAUACACUCUUAAAUGGAAUACUGAAGAUAAAUAAUAUACAAGAUGAUGAAGUGAAAGGAAAACUAGCUGAACCGUCGAAAAUUGCAGUCACAUAUCACAAAGCUAUUUCGCAAAAUAAUCUCGGUAUAAUAUCAGCCAUUUCUAUAAAACCAAAUUUAGAAGAAUUGAGUGAAAAAGCAGAAAAUGUACUGACAACUACAAUUUCAUCAAUUACAGCUAAAAAUGUUGACGAAACAGAAAAAAGUAUCGUUAAUCCGACAUCGAGAAUAAAGGACACUAAUGACGAUAAUAAAUCGUUAACAAAUCGUUAUUUACUGAAUAAUUCAAUUUUGAAAUGUAUUGAAAAUGAUUAUGCUAAUGAUAAAAACAUCCAAGUUGCAACAAUACCCUCGAAUUUUAUGCAAGAAACUUCACCAAAAAUAUCGGAUGGCAUAAUUACAAAAAACAUGAUGGAAGUUAAAGAUAUCGGAGAUGAAUAUAUCACCAAUAAAGAAUUAUUGACUAAAUCAACUGACAGUUUAAUGUCACCUACAAAUGUAAAAUUAAAAAUUGUUUCUUCAACUGACGAGAUUGAUCCGGCAAUAAUAUUGGAAAGAAUUGAACAUAAUUCAUCGCCAAUAAAAUAUUAUUCACCAGAAAUUUUGAAAUACAUAAAAAGUCAUCGUAAUGAUAAUAAUAAUGAUGAUGAUAUAAAUAUUGAAAUUACGACGACAAGUUUUAUGCAAGAUAUGUCGGAUAAUGUAAUAAAAUUACAUGACAAAACGUUGAAUACUUCGAUCGAUGAUAUAAUUUCAUCUCCAAAUAUAGAGUAUGGAAAUUACGAAAUAAAUAAAGAUAUUCUAGAUUCGCAACAGCAUAAUUUUGUAACGAAAGGCAACGUUAUUGAUAAAAUCCACGAAGUCACUACGGAAGUUCAGCGAACUUACACAAAAACCAGAUACUUCAAGGUGAAUUCUUCCGAUGAUAAUCUAGGAAUCGGUUCAUCCUUAUCAACUUAUAAUACCAAUAGCAAUAAUAAAGACAAGAAUAGCGAUAAUCAUAAUGCCAAUCUAAUUGGCAAUAAAAUGUAUAACACCGAUAAUACAGAAACAAAUGAACAAGCACUUAUUUCAUGCCCCAAAUCAUGUGUCCUAGGCAAUAUCUACCCUCUUCAGCUAUUUCCCUCGGACAGUAUAAAAUUGCCAGUGGAGAUCGAAAAAUUGAAGGACGGUUCCUACGCUUUGUCGAUCACCAAAAAUAUAUGCGAGCAGAUUUUGGAAAGAAAAUGUUCCUGCUGUUUGCCAGUGCAAGGACACUUGAUUCUAUCGUGUAACAAAAAUCAAGAUCAAAAGGAGAAUACGCAUAUAAUUACUGACAAAAAUCAAAAUCAAAAGGAUAAUGCACAUAUGAUAACUGAUAAAAAUCAAGAUCAAAAGAAUAUGAUGACUUUGAUGACUACGGGGAAAAACGCCUUGAGGGUGCAAAAAUCAGUAGAAGCAAAAAGAAUGAGGGCGCAUGAUCUUUCGAAGAGAAACUUGAAUGAUAAUAAUCUAAUAACGAUUUUGAUGCCAGUCAUCGAUUUUGCGAAGAAAUAUCUGCUUGAUUCUAACAAAACUGAUGACAUAAUGCAAAACUAUGAUAAGUCAUUGAGGAAAUCAACCGGAGAAUUUGAUGAUCAUCAGUUAAAGGAGAGAAAUCUCAAUGAUAUUUUUACAACGAAGGAAGAGGAAUUUACGAUUAAAAAUAAAGAUGCAACGGAUAAAUUGCAAAAGUCAGUAAAUUUGCGAGAGAGAAAAGAUAUAAAUUUUCCAAGAUCCUCAAUUUCUCGAGAUUAUCAUAAUUCGGAAAAUUCGAUAGAAAUUGAAUCACAGGAGAAACAUUUCAAAGCAAAUCAAUAUAAAAUAACUGAAGAUUUGCGUAAAUCGGAAACUGAGAAAAACAUUCAAAAUAUAAAUACUGAGCGAAAAAUUAAUUUAAAAAAUCAAAAAAGACAUCCUAUUUUAAAAAGAAUUAAUAUGUCCAAAGAAGAUACCGAAAUAAAGAAUGAAGAAAUAAAAUCAAAUAAAUACCAAAUAGCAGAUGUUGAAAAAGGAAAUGUUAAAGUUUUCAGAAAGAAGAAGGACAAGAAACCUCGACAAACGAUAGUAUCUGAAAAUCACGAAAGAAUUCCUAUUUCGAGGAUUAUUAUUUCCAGAAACAAGGACAACGUCGAAAGCGAUGAAGAAACAAAUUGGGAUAAAUCAAUAGAUAUUGGAGAAGGAGACAUUUAUCAUACAAAGAAGAAAGAUGAGUAUAAAAUGUAUAUGAUGAACGAUAACCACAAUAUUCCAAGAAUUAAAACUUAUGAAGAAGUUAAUAAAAAGCCAUAUAGAUCCCAGCGAAAUGCAAAUAAUGUCGCUAAUAAAAGAGUAGAAUUAGUGAAAUCUGUGCUUUAUUGGCUUAAAGAUAUUUUAUUAGAUUAAUAAAUUACCAGAAUAAUUAAAAUUAA
Nylanderia fulva is the source of this 5591-nucleotide messenger RNA. RefSeq lists its product as uncharacterized. NCBI's taxonomy places the organism in Eukaryota, Metazoa, Arthropoda, Insecta, Hymenoptera, Formicidae. The record is from RefSeq and is a predicted model, not a curated record.